GCUGAUCGGCGGCACGGGCAGACUGAGAGAGGGGACACGGGAGGUGCUUGGUGCCUUGGUCGCAGCGUGUUAGGGGGCUCCGGAGGCUGGUGCUCCCGAGCCUGGUGCGUGAGGCGGGCCCGGGUGUCAGAUCCUUUUGGGCAGGCCCGGCCUUCUUAGGUCGUCUCUGUCUGCUCUCGGCUCUGUGUGGUGGGGAAAGAACUGCCUCAUUGUCAGCCUUCCCUUGGGGCACUUUCCGUCCCUGCGGAAUAGGAAAUCCUCUUUCUGUAUUUGUUUGAAAUUGCAGCAGUGUUCAUAUACCUUUGCCCUCGAAGACCUGCAACAGUUCGGGCCCUUCCCUUGCCAAAGCUGGCACAGCUGCCCACCUGGUACUUUCCCAGCUUAAGAGCCCUUUCCAGCCUGGGUCGCCUGGGUCACCUGUGUCACCUGUGCCUUAGCUUGUCCCUGUGCUUCUGGAGUCUUGAAUAACAUAGCUGGAGGGCAGAGCUGGCACCGUGUGGGGUGGGCUUCCCAUGACAGAAGUCAGUCUGCAGGGAUGCUGGCUGCCUGGCCACAGCUCAGAAACAGUUGUGGUCUUCUUGGGUUAAGGCUCACUGAGCCAACUUUAGGGACCAAAGGUUGUCUAAACCAACUGGGUCAUAUGUAGCUGACUUUUAUGGCAGUAGGGUUGGGUCUGUCCAAAGCAGGUAGAGGCUCAAAAUGAUUCUCCUCACAUCACCGUGUUCUGCUGGAAGACCAGCAGGUGACUUCCAGGCAGUUUGUACAACUGUCCCAUAAUUUGGCACAGGUUGCCAUUUCAUGUACUUGGGGUCAAGGACUCCCCCUCCCAUAGGUACUUGUAAACGUUCCCUGAGUUGUGGAGCUGAGUGUGCUCAUGCUCUCUCAAGCUCUCCCUCCAGGUGGUGUCCAGACCAACCCAGAUGACAAAUGACCAAGACAUUUCAAAUGUUUGAUAGUGAUCAUUCAUAUUGAGUGGUAUGAUCCCUUUGCGUGCGUCCUUUACUCUGAGGAUUAAUCCUCACCUAAUCUCCUCAGCACUCAGAUAAAGACGUUAUGGGACAGACUGGGUAAGUAGAAUCUGGUCUUUGUGUGAAUAGGCCUGGCGCCACAUUGUCUCUGGUCGUGGCUCUGCCACAGUCUGGCAUUCAGUGGGUCAAACACUCUCUUAAGUGGUUGUUGGAGGGAAUACAGAUGUCGUUUUCUGAGUGAUAGAUGUCACCCAGUGACUGACUGGAUCACGGGUGACCUUUUGGGUUGCAGAAAUAAUCUAGUAAUCUAGGCAAGGUUUUCAUAACAACAGUCAAAUUCACCUCCCUGCGACUGCAAGUCCACCGGUAUGUGUGCCUUACUAGCUCUGACUAACCACACCUGCCAGGACUGUCCAGCAAGUCUCAGUGACCUUGGGCACACAGCCCUGCUCCUAAUCCUUAUUAGAGACGGAGCCAACCUCAGAAGGCGUAGUAAAGUGUUUGCCUUUGCAUGGUUUCUCGUUUAAAGUACACAGCACAGUGAAGUGGGUUGUAAAGACAGUUAACAUUUGCCCUGUUCAGUGUUCUCCCUGUCUGAGCAUACCUUUUCUGUUUUGACAACUCUUAAGUAGAAGAAAGAACCCCUUGCAACAGCUGUUUCAGUGGCUGUUGCGGCCAUCACCUUUUAAAUGGAGAUCAUAUUUUUUUUAAAAAGCCCUCAGGCCUUUUACUGAGAACAAGCCUGAAUUUCAUUAUCUGGGAAAUUUCACUCUCCUUCCAAUAUGUGUUUAUUGAAUUCAUACUUCAACGGUGCUUACCUAGUAUACGCAAGGCCCUGUGUUCAAUGCCCAGGACCUGAGGCGGAGUGAAUGAGCUGGGUGUGGAGCAUGUAAUUAUAAUCUCAGUAGGGAGGUUGAGGCAGAAGGACCAAAUUUUAGGCCGGCCUGGGCUACAGAACAAGGCUCUGUUUGAAGACAACAGAAAGGGUUGGGGAAAGCAACUCAGUAAUAGAAUUCUUAUCUAGCAUGCACAAGGCUCUAGGCACAAUCCCCAGUACUAAAGGGAAAAAAGAAAGAAAAUGAAUUUGUAUGAGUAGAUGCCAUGUGUGUGCUGUGGGCACAACAUUGAGUGGCAUUUGGAAACUUCUGGAAGAGUGUGGCUUGUGAGGGACUUGAUUGGAUGGAUGUGUUCUAAAACCACAAGGGCCGCUGUGCUGAGUGUGGGGACAGUUGAGGUUACCUCCAGGGUAACAGAAGGGUAAAACUGAGACAAGCAGCUACCAGGAUGGCAAGAGCCAAGGCAGAAGGAGGAUAUUGGGUGGCUGGCAACCCAAGGCAGCAAUGCAUAGAAUACAGAAAGAGACAAGCUUUGGAGGAAUAGGGCUUUGAGUUUGGAGAGGUAGAGGUGCCAUUCAGACACUGGGUAAGUGUCUCCAGGGCUGAAACCAAAGAGUGUACAUGGGGCUUAAGAGUGGGGAAUGUUCCCAAGUGGCAUUUAAGCUGCGAGGUAAGUUGGGCUGUACACACAGACUCCUGAUACUAUGCCCUGAAGACACUAAAUAAGGGAAGAGAAGUCUGGUUUGUAACCUGUCGCUUUCCAGGUGGAGUAGAGUGAGUUGAUGGGUUGUGUGUUCUUGUCAGACCCAGCUUCUGUUAAGUAAAAGGGGAGCUCCUGAGUGCUGGACGUACAACCUUCCCUGGCCCCAUUGCCUUCCAGGGGUUUUUCCUGACUGCCUUUUGGGGAACCUCUAGAUUGGGUGCUACUUAGCUCAGAAGAGCCCAUUGUCCUCUAAACCAUGGGUUGGCAUUCUCACAGUUAGAACUCGGAGCUUGCCUUGCCUUCCUUGCAGGCCUCCAGCUUCUGUGUAGCCAGCCUUAGAGACAGCCAUGAGUCCAAGCCUGUGGCAUCCACUCCAUAGUCUUUCUUCCACAUUGUGGGGCCGCAUGGGUAAGGGAAAACUGGUCCAGCCACAGGAGCCUCUGUCCGCCCACAGCCUCAGAGCACUUUUCUGUGGUCUGUGGAAGCUCUACUGCUCCCUCUGACCUGACAUGUUUUCCUUUGCAAGUGACAGACCACCAAACUUUCUGAAACUCUGUCCUGCCUGAUUUUUCAGCCGUCUGUCUUGUGGUUCUGGGAAUUGAACCUAGGACCUCCUGUCUAGUGCUAGGAAAGUAUUCUAACCACUGAACUCUAUCUCCAAGCUUGGUUUUGAUUUAUUAAAACGGGCUCUCGCUAUGUAGCCUAGGCUGACCUCAAACUCCUGAUCCUCCCGAGUCGGCCACCUGUGCACUGGGAUUACAGGUAUGUGACUGUCUCCCACUGUUUAAUUGGGUUCUGCACGCUCAGAGACUCUGGUUUACUGAUGGGUGAGUCCAUUAUGAAUAAAAUCUGGUUUGCUGUUCUAAGUGUAACUCAUUGUCUGGGUCUCACCAAAGGCCUUGCCUUGAAUCACUUUGUUCCUGUUCUCUAGUUACCUUCCGUCUUUCCCAGCAAGGCCCUUCCAGCAUUCCUGUCUUGAAGCUUGUGAACCCUUAGAAGAAUCGAGUUAUGGGACAUACUCCUGCCUGGAGUAUUUUUCUGUCUUUCUGGGCUCCUUCAGCACACAAGAGCAUGGUCCUUUGUCAGCAGCUCGGUAAAUCCCAGACCUUUAGGCUCCUUUACUGGACUAUAAAUGUCUUUGUCUCCCCCUUUGUGGGUGUGUGUGCAGGUGCAUGUGAGUUCCUGUGUGUGGAGGCCAGAGGUCGACAUUUGAUGUCUCAGUUGCCCUCCAUCUUGUCUCUUAAGAUAGUCUCUCUCAUGGGGACCUGGGGCUUGCCAGUGAGCCCCUCUGAGCCUCCCCACUGUUGGCAUUAGAGGUAUGUCCUGCCACAUUCAGCCUUUAAUGUGGAUUCUGGGGGGUUGAACACUUACAUCCUCAUGCUUCGAUAACAAGCACAUUACCAACUGAGUCACCGCUCCACCUCAGACUGGCUUUCGAUCUGCACCGUAAAGAUACUCACUGGCCUGUGCCCUCAUUGCAAGCAGUGCCUAGACUCAGAAGGGUCUCUGUGAUUGGUGCUUUUGUCCUUUGCUUGUGUUUUCUGUGCCACUGCCUGGGGCUAUGGCUUCCUCACCCUUCAAGACCCAGCUGAGGCAGACAGACUCUAGGAAACCUUUUCUGAGCCCUGUUUCCUUGUGGACAGAGGGCUCUGAUGCCCUGGGCUUCCCAGUCGUAGUAGUACCUGUACCUUCAAGUGCUUGGUCACUGUUCAGUCCUGAUCAUGGCUUCCUGAGAGCUGAGGCAAUGCCUCACGUCUUUGUCCUCCAGCACUUGGCACCUUGGCAUGCAGGAAGCAUGUCUUGAAUGCCUAUUAAAGUGAUUAAGCCUUCGUGACUCCCAGGCAGCUGUCUUACUUGGUCUGAAGAUGUUUGUUGAGAACCUACCAGUGCCUUAGCCUUGCAAGGCACGCCUGUCUCAGACACCUAACUCGGAACUCCGGUCUGUUGAAAUUCUGGUGCUGCUGACAUUUUGGUUGAAUUUUUUCCCUCAGAUCCUCAUUCUGUAUGUGCUGAGGGGCUCUUUUCCUGACUUGCUGGGGGAAGAAAAGAACCCCAUGGAGCUCCAGCUAGAAUGUCUAGAAUGGCUAGCCAAGCGUGGUUCUCAGAAUCCCAUGUGUGAUCUUAGGCACCUCUAGGAAGACCUGCAUUUGGCUUCCAGCCAGCAAGCAGUCCAGCUGGCCCAUGGUGCUGUGACUCAAGCCUCAUUUCUGGUUACAUCCCUUUUGUACCUGGCACGUGCCUGCCAUUGUGUGCCACCAGCAAAAGGCCCACUAUCAAGUUCCCUGUAACCAGCUUCUCAGGGAGUCAACUGUGAGCGCCAGUCAUCACUAACACUUGAGAAAUUCUUAAGCUGUGCUUCAGGGCUGAGACAGCAUGCAGCCUGCCCUCUGGGGUCACUGCAUAGGACAAGUUUGUUAAGGCUGCCUACUGUUAUUCAGACUUCAAAAUUAACCUGCUUCCUUCUCUGGUUUCUUCCUUCCCAGGCACACAGAGUGUAAUGUGACAUUUGGGUACGGAAGCUACAACCUAGUAGAAGAGUGGGACAUAGAAACAGGUCACUACAAUACCUCAGGGUGCUGACGGGGGUGGGAACAGACCUGGAUAAGGGGGCACUGGCCUGGAAGGUCACUGGAGGGACCCUGAAGGAGAUUUGAUUAGAAUGAGCUAAGAAAGGAAGAGGGGACAAACAUGCCCUACCUCUCCUCCUUGAUGUCCCUUUUGAUUACACCACAGGAACUGUAGUUUGCACUGUGUGACCAGUGCUCCUGAAGCUGCUGUGGGAGGGGCAGGAGCGGGGCGGGGGGACAGGAAGGAUCCAGGUUAGAGGUUGUGACAAGCCAAGCCCUGGCCAUGACAGACGUGAGUUGCAGUGGUGGAGCCGUGGAGCAUGAAGGUCAUGAGAUGUGCAGGAUGCCUCGGAAGCAGCUGGAGUUGAAUUUUCUAGAUGCAAGACAAAUCAGAGUGGUGUGGAAAUUUCCUAAACUCACUGAAGCAGACCCCCAUGGCGCUGAUGGACAGUUCUACCGUCCGGAUCAGAAAGGGUGUGUGAGAUGACUGACCGGUUGACAGAAAGUCCCCAAGGACGGGGCUGCAAGAUUUAGCCUCUCUUAGUUCCCUUCCUGGCAGCCUGGAACCUGCCUCCCAGGUACCUCAGGCGCCAUGGACUCCCCAGGGUACAACUGCUUUGUGGACAAGGACAAGAUGGACGCGUCCAUCCAGGACCUGGGGCCAAAGGAACUGAACUGCACUGAGCUUCAGGAGUUGAAGCAGCUGGCACGCCAGGGCUACUGGGCUCAGAGCCACGCCCUGCGGGGGAAAGUGUACCAGCGCCUGAUCCGGGACAUCCCCUGCCGCACGGUCACACCUGAUGCCAGUGUGUACAGUGACAUCGUGGGCAAGAUUGUGGGCAAGCACAGCAGCAGUAGCCUGCCCUUGCCCGAGUUUGUGGACAACACUCAGGUGCCCACCUACUGCCUGAACACGCGGGGUGAGGGGGCUGUGCGCAAGAUUCUGCUGUGUAUCGCCAAUCAGUUCCCCGACAUCUCCUUCUGCCCUGCCCUGCCCGCCGUGGUGGCCCUGCUGCUGCACUACAGCAUUGACGAGGCCGAGUGCUUCGAAAAGGCUUGCCGCAUCCUGGCCUGCAACGACCCCAGCAAGAAGCUCAUUGACCAGAGCUUCCUGGCCUUCGAGUCCUCCUGCAUGACAUUUGGGGACCUGGUGAACAAGUACUGCCAGGCGGCCCACAAACUGAUGGUGGCUGUGUCAGAGGAUGUGCUGCAGGUCUACUCUGACUGGCAGCGGUGGCUGUUCGGGGAGCUGCCCCUUAACUACUUUGCACGUGUCUUUGAUGUCUUCCUUGUAGAAGGCUAUAAGGUAUUAUACCGAGUCGCUCUGGCCAUCCUCAAGUUCUUCCACAAGGUGAGAGCAGGCCAGCCCCUCGAAUCAGACAACGUAAAGCAAGACAUCCGCGUAUUUGUCAAGGACAUUGCCAAGACAGUGUCCCCUGAGAAGCUCCUAGAGAAGGCCUUUGCCAUCCGCUUGUUUUCCCGCAAGGAGAUCCAGCUCUUGCAAAUGGCCAAUGAGAAAGCACUAAAGCAGAAGGGCAUCACUGUCAAGCAGAAGAGUGUCUCACUUUCUAAAAGGCAGUUUGUGCACUUGGCUGUCCAUGCAGAAAACUUCCGCUCAGAGAUUGUCAGCGUGAAGGAGAUGAGAGACAUUUGGUCCUGGAUCCCUGAGCGUUUUGCCCUCUGCCAACCCCUCCUGCUCUUCUCCUCUCUGCAGCAUGGGUACAGCUUAACCAGGUUCUAUUUCCAAUGUGAAGGACACGAGCCCACCCUCCUGCUCAUCAAGACCACGCAAAAGGAGGUUUGUGGCGCCUACCUAUCAACAGACUGGAGCGAAAGAAAUAAGUUUGGAGGCAAACUGAGCUUCUUCGGAACCGGAGAAUGCUUUGUUUUUAGGCUGCAACCAGAGGUGCAGCGUUACGAGUGGGUGGUCAUCAAGCACCCAGAGUUGACCAGGCCGACAUCCUUCAAGUCCUCAGAGACUGCAGCCGCUCCUUCCCUCCUCAGCCAGUCCGUCUCUUCAGACCCUGCUGACCGGCUGUCUCCUUUCCUGUCUACCCGGCACUUCAACCUGCCUUCCAAGACGGAGUCCAUGUUCAUGGCUGGGGGCAAUGACUGCCUCAUCAUUGGGGGAGGAGGUGGCCAAGCACUCUACAUUGACGGGGAUCUGAACCGAGGCCGCACCGGACACUGCGACACUUUCAACAACCAGCCCCUCUGCUCUGAGAACUUCCUCAUCUCAGCUGUGGAGGCUUGGGGCUUCCAGGACCCUGACACCCAGUGAUGGGUCUGCGUUGGUGGUGACUGAGCCUCGUUGUGGGGUGAUGGGGUGGAGGCCAAGCUACCUCUUGAGGGAGCAGGGCAUGAGUGAAACAACACUCCCAUGAAGCAGGCAGGCUUGCUCUGCAGUGGGGGCGUUGGGAGCUGUGCAGUGGGAUCGUCCUGCUUGGACUUGUUAGGCUAGGACCCCUGAACCCUCCUGUUUCUGAGCUCAAGGAGCUAUUAUGUCCCCAGCCCUGUCCAGUGUCUGCCCUCACCGAGGGUCCUGGGUUGCACAGAGGUGUCCUGUUCCCAAGAUUGCCAGGGCUGCAUUGCUCUGCCUCUGGACCUCAGCCCCUUGUAGGGAAAGGACAAAUGAAUCUUGCCAAAUGUGGGUCUGUGGUGCCCCCUGCUGGUCCUCUGACCCCUGAGCUAUGUUUGCUGCUGCAGGACAGGAUAGGGGAGGGGGCAGGAUGUGUGCAGAGCUCUGCAGCCCCUCCUGUCCUAGAAGGGACAAACUCGGGAAAGCUGUCUUUUGUCUUCGUGUUUCUGCAGAGCCUGAAGCUCUUGCUGCACCUCACUGCAAGUCCACACCUGAAGGUGGCCUCUGGAGAGACUUUCUUUGACCAACUUGGCUAGUCAGCUCCAUUUCCAGGGUUCUCCUCAGAGCUGACUGGACUCUGAGGCUUUUUGCCCUCCUCCUGUCCAUCCUUGUAGCCUCCUUGAACUCCUGUAGUCUUGGUGACUCUGUUCCGUUCCUCGUCACUGUAGUGACUGAGGCCCAGGAUCACCCGAAUCCUAGCAUGGCAUGCUUGUCUCAGUCCAGCCUUCUGCCUUCCCAGGCCUGUGGUUCCCUAGACCUGUUCAUCUGAUAAAGCAGUGUGACUUCUGAUCUCUGCUGUCACUAUGGCUAGCCACAUGCCAUGUUUUCUGUGUGCUACCCCUUCUCCCGUUACGGCCUUCCAGUCUCUGGAUGUCUGUGCUUCUUGAGCCCUGUACUGACCUGGCACAGCAGAUUUCCCCAUGACCUCCCUCCCGCCCUGUGACCUCCCUCAGCUGGUCCUGAGGGUACCACAGAUGAAGAGAGAAGAAGAAGCCCAAAUGGCUGUGCCGGGGCCGCAGAAGUCUGGAUCAUAAGAACCGUUGCCUGGUUCCCACAUGACUGCGUCUGGCGUGCCUCGGUCAGCAUGCAUCACACCUGUGCUUGUCUCCACACUGAUAUCACACUUGCUGUGGGAGCUGCAUCCACCCCUGCCCCGUCUAAUCAUAUCAGCUCUCAGCACGGCCACAGUGGCACAAGAGGCAGGGCAGGGAGGAGUUCCCUCAAGUUUUGGGCCACCUGGUAAACCCGCACAGAACUUGGACUCUGCACGGUGAACAGGUCUAACAUGCUGGCUUCUAGGACAGGUCGACCUGACUCUAGAGGGAAGGAGUCCUGGGAGGAGCUGUUGCUGCUCACUCUGCAAAGUGGUAGCCCGUGCCGCCAUUCCUCUGAGCCUGCUGUCAUAGACCUGCACCUCCAACUUCAGUGUUCCUUUACGCCAUCUUGAUUUUUGUGAUUGUUGUUUCUGGCAAGAUCUUACUAGGUAGCCUGUUUGGUAUGGAACUCACUAUGUAGCCCAGGCUAUCCUGGAAAUGGCUAUGUAGCCUAGGUUGGCCUCAAAAUCAUGACCUGCCUCAGCCUCCUAAGUGUCGCGGGCUCGUAGGCAUUAAGCCCUUUCCUGUUGUGUUAACUCCUGGACGCUGAGUUUGGUCCCCAGCCAGAAGGCCCUAGGACUUUCCUAGGCUGUACCAUCAUGAUGCUCACCCAUGCGUUGCCACUGGGACUCGGAAGCCUUUCAGAAGCAGGUUAAGUUAACUGAGCAGUGUGUGCAGGGCCCUGAAAGAUUCCUGACUGGGUAGUAGGUCCUUGUUUUGUGUCGUCCCACUGGCCUUCCAGGGGUCCAGUCCAAGAAGAUUGGUCAGUGCUUAAUCACGAUUGCAUCAUAAGCAAAGCUCUUAGCUUUUACCCACAACAUACUCAGUUCUUUAAAUUUAGUAUCUCCUUUUUCCUGACCUUUCUGCCAAAAGAUGUGUCAUUUUCUUUGUAUUUUUGUUCUUAUCACUCUUUAUCUGAUACUAAGUGUUUCCACUUAGUAUUUAAUAAUGUUUUCUAUUAUUUAUUAGCUUUUGAUUUAAAAAAAUGCUAGAAUUUGAUGGCAUUGUAUAAGGAGUUUUAUCAUCACUUAAACAUUUGUUUUUAAAACAAAUAUUGAACUUAAUAUAAACCAGUUCAUUAAAGUAACUUUGUUACUGUAAACCUUGUGCCUUUGGGGCCUCAGAAAAUCAAUCUGUACUCUGAUUAUGACAGGAGCCAGUUUCAUGCAGCUCGGGCUAGCCGUAGACGAAGCUUUCCCUGAACUUGUCCUUGUGCCUCCUCGCUCACAGGUGUGUGCCGCUGUGCUGGUGACGCUCACAGGUGUGUGCCGCUGUGCUGGUGACGCUCACAGGUGUGUGCCGCUAUGCUUGGUGACAACUCACUUUAAAAAUAUUUCAUGAGACAGCAGUGGCUGUUCGCAUUUUAAGAAUUUCUCUUCUAAUUAUUGAACUAAAUUACUGUUUUAGUUUUUCCUAUUUUUGUGAGCUGCCACAUGGGUGCUGGGGACUGAGCCAGGUCAUCUGCAGGAGCAGCCAGUGCUCUUAGCUGCUGAGCCCUAUAGUUUUUCUUAUUUUUGUAAACUGCUUGCUUUUAUUUUUUUUCCAGUUUUUUUUUAGAGCAGUUUGUUUUCGGACAUUCUGGAUUUCAGAUUUUCAAGUUUCUCUUACUCAUUUCCUGAGUGUGUAAAGCUUUUCUGGUCUCCUUAAGUAUUUUGUAUUUAAUAAUUUAGGUUUUGUACCUAUUUUUUUAAGAUGCUGAGGACUGAAUCUAGGACCUUAUACCUACUAGGCGAAUUGUCUACCACUGAGCUAUGUCCUUAGCCUUACAUUUGUAUGUUGAACUGGUUUUCAGUUUAUGUCAGAAUUGCUGAGGUGGAAGUUUUUGAAGAUCCUCAUCCAAUUGUCCACUGUAAAAAUCAAAAGAAUUGAGCAAGCAACACACUUUCUAUCCCAGCGCUCAGAAGGUCAAGGCAGGUGGAUCUCUGUGAGCUUGAGCCCAGCCUGUUUUAUGCUGCGAGUCCCAGACUAGCCAAGGCUACAUAAUGAGACCUUGUUUUAAAAAAACUGUGGGGCGGGGGGUGAUUUGGAAAGAAGGUUCAGCGGUUGGAGCACUGGCUCUAACCGGGUUCAAUUCCCAGCAGCCAUAUGGCAGCUCACAACUGUCUGUAACUCCAGUUCCCGAGGAUCCAUACCCUUUCCUGGCCUCUGUGGGUACUGUAUUGAUAUAUUUCAUAGACAUAUAUAUAGACGAAACACUCAUAAAAUAAAAAUGAAGGAAGGAAAAAUAAACCAGAAAUUAACUUGGGCACAGCCCUUGGCUAAACCACAGCCUUGUCUUUCCGCUCGGCGGGAAUCCAUGCAGUGCUUACGGACACCUGCUUUCUCACGCCCUCACGAAAUCUAGACCGUUGUCAGACUCAAAGACGGUUGGGGCUUUAAAUUAUCUUUGCUUGUUUGCUUUGUUUAUGUUUUUUAAGCCACCAUUUAGGUUGUAGUUCUCUAUAGCAGCUACUCCAAAGUCGCUAGCUCCUCGGUCGCUUCCCCGGGUUUAUGUGCAGUUAUUAUAUCAAGCAUGAAUGCCAAGCAGGUCUUCGAGUUCUUUCCCUACCAUAUCUACAUCCGGCCAGAGAGCAUGUGAAGUUAAAAGAUAAUUUCGGUAUUAAGAUUCUUCCCCGGGGGCUGGAGAGAUGGCUCAGAGGUCUUGAGUUCAAUUCCCAGUAACCACAUGGUGUCUCACAACCAUCAGUAAUGAGAUCUGGUGCCCUCUUCUGGCCUGCAGGCAUACAUGCAGGAAGAACCCUGUAUACAUAAUUAAUAAAUAAGUCUUUUUUAAAAAAAAAUAGAUUCUUACCCGGGCCUGGUGUGUGGAAGGCCAUCAUGUGUGGAAGGGCCACCAUGUGUGGAAGGUGGAAGCAGAAAGAUCAGGUCAUCCUUAGCUAAAUACUUAGCUCAAGGCUAGCUUUGGCUACAAUGUCUCAAAAAAAGAAAAGAAAAAAGGACCUUUUUAUGACCUCCCUCAUUACCUCAACUUCUGAUUGUGCUGUUGGCAUUAGGUGCAGUGUCGUGAGGAACAUUACUACAGACAAUGAUUGUGUGCAGGCUCAGUCAUUUUCUUGAACUGCAUGGAAUUUGUCAGCAUUGUAUUUAGGACGAAGAAAGUCGGUGGUUACAUGGACACAUUGACCUGUGACAUGGCAAGAACCAAACCACCAAAACAUUUCCAUGUAGACUCGUAUCUCCUGGUGUGGCACUUGGCUGCUCUGCAGCUGCUUUCUGGCCCUGUCUUCCCACGUGAGGAGACUGGAACACCUCUGCUGUGCAUUAGACAUGAAGAGCUGGACUCAUCCAUUAAGCUGCCAGCUGGGCAGGGUGGCACACGCCUUUAGUCCCGGCGCUCAGGAGACAGAAGCAGCUAGAUCUCUGAGUUUGAGGUCAGCCAGGGCUACACAGAGAACCUGUCUUGGGGUGGGGAGAGCACUGUUGCUCUUCCAGAGAACCCAGGUUUGUUCUCCAACACCCAAACUGCGGUCACAGCUGCCCAUUUCUCCAGUUCAAGGGGAUCUUCCACCCUCUCUGGCCUCUGGGCACUGCGUGUAAACAGUGCACAGAUACACAUGCAGGCAAAAUCAUACACGUAAGAUUAAAACAAAGCUUAAAGUUUGUAAGCUGAAGACUGUUGGGAAAGACGGUCUAAGCAUGACUUUGCCUUUUAGAUCUUGUGAUGGGCUUUGACAGGUGGUCACCAGUUAGGAGUCGUGCACACCUGUAAUCUCAGCACUCGGGAGGCUGAGGCAGGAAGACUGCAGGCAUGAAGCUAGUCCGGCUUCACAGUUUCAUGCCAGCCUAGCUUACAUAGUGAGACCUUAUCUUCGAAACCCAAAACAAAACCCAGUGUGGUUCCUGGCUGACCCUGCAGAGCAUCUGAGUGAGUGUACCAAACAUACUCCUGCUUACAGAGCAAAAGUGUGGAUUUGAGUAAAAUGCAGUUUUGUAAUGUGAAAAGUGAUUCUGUGAUGUUUGGUUAGUGUUGGUGUAAGUCCUAAAUAAAGCUGACAACUGGUGAAGCGGCA
Molecule: messenger RNA, 12537 nt
Organism: Myodes glareolus (Bank vole)
Lineage: Eukaryota; Metazoa; Chordata; Mammalia; Rodentia; Cricetidae
Source: RefSeq, a predicted model, not a curated record